AAUCAGUUUGUUGCUUGCGCCAGCCGAGAGCGCACGAAAGCAUCGCCUCCACUCCACAUUUUACAUUCCACAUUCCACACUCGAUCCAAAAGCAGAACAAGAAAAGAAUAAAAGGUGACGCAGUCGGAGACGCAGAGAGAGACGGAGUGAAGUGCAUUGAGUGCGAAUGAGUCGCGAUCUCAAUUGAAUAUUUAGUCUUGGUUUCCCAAAGCCAGAUCUAGUCAACAAUCUGAUCUCCGCUGAAACUGACGCGAUACGAUCAGUCUCCGAUCCGUUGAGCCGGUCUCAUUGGUGCAUAGAAUAAAACAAAAUUAAAAAAGCGCAAAAACAAACACAAAACAAAAUAAAAAUAAUAAUAAUAUAAGAAACACAACAAAGGCGAUUGUUGACAUACUUGAAACAUAUUGAGCAUAGAACCAGUUUUGAUUUCGUCUAAAUAAGUGCCUGCAUCAUGACUAAAAUGCCAGAGACAACGUUUGCCGACCUGAGCUUGGCCGAUAAGACAUCCGUGAAGAAAUCCAACAUCGAAGCUCGCCGAUUCUCCGACGUUUCCACCUGUUCCUUUAGCUCGGCAUGUUUCACAGAAACUUCCGAUGAGGAUGAGGCUUCUCCAAAGGAUGUAGUGCAGCGAAACUCCAAAGGCAGUUCUGACUUCUGCGUCAAGAAUAUCGGCAAAGCCGCCUUCGGACGCCGAGAAAUCGAAAUCGCUGAGCAGGAGAUGCCGGGAAUUAUGGCACUGCGAAAGCGUGCUUCCGAGGAUAAGCCGCUCAAGAAUGCCAACAUUGUGGGUUGCACCCACGUCAAUGCCCAGACGGCGGUGCUCAUUGAAACCCUGGUUAAACUGGGAGCAUCUAUCCGCUGGGCAGCAUGCAACAUCUACUCGACGCAGAAUGCGGUGGCGGCGGCACUGGCUGAGGCUGGAGUACCGAUCUUUGGCUGGCGCGGCGAGACGGAAGAGGAUUUCUGGUGGUGCUUGGACAAGUGCAUACACUCGGAGGGCUGGCAGCCGAAUAUGAUACUGGACGAUGGCGGAGAUGCCACGCAUCUGAUACUUAAAAAGUAUCCGGAAUACUUCAAGUCAAUCAAGGGUAUUGUCGAGGAGAGCUUGACUGGUGUUCACAGACUAUAUCAGAUGUCCAAGGCGGGCAAGCUCACAGUACCUGCUAUGAAUGUUAAUGAUUCAGUGACGAAGAACAAGUUUGACACUUACUACACAUGUCGCGACUCCAUAUUGGACAGUCUAAAGCGUACAACAGACAUCAUGUUUGGAGGCAAGCAGGUCGUCGUCUGUGGCUACGGCGACGUUGGCAAGGGCUGUGCCCAAGCUCUGCGUGGACAGGGAUGCAUUGUGUACAUAACUGAGAUUGAUCCAAUCUGUGCACUUCAAGCGGCCAUGGAUGGAUAUCGGGUGGUGCGAUUGCCAGAGGUAGUGCGACAAGUAGAUGUGGUGGUUACAGCCACUGGCAAUAAGAAUGUCGUCACACGUGAUCACAUGAACCGCAUGAAGAAUGGCUGCAUCGUUUGCAACAUGGGGCAUUCCUGCUCGGAGAUUGAUGUGAGCAGUUUGCACACACCGGAGCUGACUUGGCAGAGAGUGCGUUCGCAGGUUGAUCAUAUCAUUUGGCCUGAUGGCAGGAUGAUCAUUCUCCUUGCCGAGGGACGCUUAGUGAAUCUCUCCUGCUCCACCAUCUCAUCCUUUGUUGUCUCAGUGGCAUCAUCCACCCAGGCACUGGCCCUCAUAGAGCUUUUCUCUGCGCCGGGACGCUACAAGUCCGACGUCUAUUUGUUGCCAAAGAAGAUGGAUGAAUAUGUAGCCAGUCUUCAUUUGGCAACGUUUGAUGCCCAUCUUACCGAACUAACAGAUGCCCAGUCAAAAUUUCUGGGCUUAAGCAAGGCUGGGCCUUUUAAAGCAAACUAUUACAGAUAUUAAAGAGCAUAGAGGAGCUGAUCAAUUGUUAUUAUCAAUCUGAUAUGAAAUGCAAAUAAAAAUAUUUAUACAUUCAACCUCAA
Drosophila innubila is the source of this 2010-nucleotide messenger RNA. It is a transcript of the gene AhcyL2, whose product is annotated as adenosylhomocysteinase-like 2. The record is from RefSeq and is a predicted model, not a curated record. The transcript has 8 exons. Bases 452 to 1930 code for a protein of 492 amino acids. NCBI's taxonomy places the organism in Eukaryota, Metazoa, Arthropoda, Insecta, Diptera, Drosophilidae. Gene Ontology annotation, cellular component: cytosol. Gene Ontology annotation, biological process: L-methionine cycle.